Conger conger (European conger) is the source of this 5743-nucleotide messenger RNA. RefSeq names its product FERM and PDZ domain-containing protein 4-like. Bases 1 to 5706 code for a protein of 1901 amino acids. Gene Ontology annotation, cellular component: cytoskeleton. The transcript is spliced from 19 exons. Gene Ontology annotation, molecular function: protein binding. NCBI's taxonomy places the organism in Eukaryota, Metazoa, Chordata, Actinopteri, Anguilliformes, Congridae. The record is from RefSeq and is a predicted model, not a curated record.
AUGCCAAUGGAAACUUCCCGGCUCUUCCACCCAGCCGAGGGGGACGAGUCUCAGGACCUGUCUGCUGGCACUGCGGCAGGGUCACCCGUGGCUCGGGCUGUUCCCCGGCACAUCGCGGCAGUGCCACGGAGAGCUGAGCUGCGGGACGCAGGCUGGCGGAAGCUGAGAGAGAUGCCGUGCAGGAGGCUCCCGGCGCAGAGGUGGGGACGGACGCGACCUCUGACCUCCCAGCGCUGCCCGCUCAGCGCCUUUCCCUGCGAUUUACUCCACAGGACCAAAUCAGCAGGCUGGCCCCCACCCUCUGGGACCUGGAGCUCCACACAGGCGCCCCCAUAUGGCUGGGAUAUGGCCUCCAAUAGAGAGGGGAGAGACUGCUUCACCAACCACGUGUCCCAGAGCAGCUCCCUGGAAGAGGUCGGAGUCGAUGGCGGUCCGUUCGUACCACCCCCUCCCCGCAAAGUGGACAUGAGACGGGAUCCGGUCCUGGGGUUCGGCUUUGUGGCGGGCAGCGAGAAACCAGUGGUGGUCCGCUCUGUUACACCCGGGGGUCCUUCCGAGGGCAAGCUCAUCCCAGGGGACCAGAUCAUCAUGAUCAAUGAGGAGGCAGUCAGUACGGCACCUCGAGAACGAGUCAUCGACCUGGUCAGAAGCUGCAAGGAAUCCAUUGUGUUGACAGUCGUCCAACCUUACCCAUCUCCGAAGUCUGCUUUCAUUAGCGCUGCAAAAAAGGCCAAGCUAAAGUCAAACCCGGUGAAAGUGCGCUUCGCAGAAGAGGUCACUAUCAAUGGACAGGUUCCAGAAACAGUAAAGGACAACUUGCUUCUUUUCAUGCCAAAUGUACUGAAGGUCUAUCUGGAAAAUGGACAGACAAAGUCGUUUCGCUUCGACAGCAGCACCUCCAUCAAGGACGUCCUUUUGACCCUGCAAGAGAAGCUGUCCAUCAGGUGCAUCGAGCACUUCUCCCUGCUGCUGGAGCAGAGCUCUGAGGGCUCGGCCAGCAAGCUGCUGCUCCUCCACGAGCAGGAGAUGCUAUCUCAGGUGACCCAGAGACCUGGGUCACACAAAAUGAAGUGCUUCUUCCGGAUGAGCUUCGUUCCAAAGGACCCCAUCGACUUGCUCAGACGAGACGUCGUUGCUUUCGAAUACCUCUAUGUUCAGAGCUGUAACGAUGUGGUUCUGGAGCGUUUCGGGUCAGAGCUGAAGUACGACAUGGCGCUGCGCCUGGCCGCCCUGCAGAUGUACAUUCUGACGGUGACCACCAAGCAGACGCACAAGGUCUCCCUCAAGUACAUGGAGAAGGAGUGGGGCCUGGCUCUGUUCCUCCCCCCGGCUGUGCUGUCCAGCAUGAAGGAGAAAAACAUUAAGAAAGCCCUGACCCACAUUUUGAAAACUAACCAGAACCUCGUACCCCCAGGCAAGAAGUUAACAGCUUUGCAAGCGAAGGUGCACUACCUGAAGUAUCUCAGUGAGCUGAGACUAUAUGGCGGGAGGGUGUUCAAGUCAACACUACUGCAAGGGGAGAAGCACACAGAGGUGACCCUUCUGCUAGGGCCCAGGUAUGGCAUCAGCCAUGUCAUCAACACCAAAACCAACCUGGUGGCCCUGCUGGCGGACUUCAGCCAUGUCAACCGUAUUGAGAUGUUCACCGAGGACGAGAAUAACGUCAGGGUGGAGUUACACGUCCUGGACGUGAAACCCAUCACUCUCAUAAUGGAGUCUGGUGAUGCCAUGAACCUGGCCUGCCUGACGGCGGGGUACUACAGACUGCUGGUGGACUCACGCCGCUCCAUCUUCAACAUGGCCAAGAGCAGCAACGCGGGUAGCAUGGACUCAGGCCAGGAUCCCAGGGGCAAGUUUAACUUGGAAGCCAUAGAGUGGACAUACAGCACCUCCUUCAGUGGAUGCGCAGAGGAAAUUCAAAUGCCGAGGGCAGAACCCUACGAGGAGUAUGCGGGGAGCAAGACUGAAGUCACCCCAGUUUAUAUCACAGAGGUGCAGCAAUCCCAGCCUGCCCCGCAGGAAGGAGAGCGGACGAACCGAGGGGACAGAGGCGCACACUUCCUGUCCGUGCCAAGACCCCCACCCCAGGACUCUCCCCGGAGCGCCAAGGUGUCUUUUAUCUUUGGUGACCCGCCUUUGGAAGCCAUCAACCCCCAGAACCUGGGCUACCAAAGGCUAAUGGACGAAAGCCCAGAGAUUCUGGAUGACUUUAAGACCUUGGAUCCCGCGGUGGACGGGGAAGGUUUCCAGUACGACUCCCACCCUAUCUACAGCAACAUUGGCGAAACCAAGAUCUUUGGGAACACGGAGGGCAUCGAGGAGCCUUUGCUGCGCGACAUCUGCUACGCGGAAACCACGGACGACGCCGAAGACGAAGACGAAGGGAGCUGCGAAGAGGACGUCGCGGCGGUGGGCGAGGCCAAUCAGGCCAGCUUCCUCGCACUCUCCGGCUCCAGCGAUGACAUCAUCGACCUGACGUCCCUCCCGCCACCAGAGGGCGACAAUGACGAGGACAGCGACAUGCUCCUGCACUCGCUCAACAUGGCCAUCGCCGCCCCACCGCCGGGGUUCAGGGACAGCUCGGACGAGGAGGAGCUGCAGGCGAGGGCCACGGGCUCUCGAGACGAUAUCCCCGUGUCUCUGAUCGACGCUGUCCCCACACAGGGGGAGAGCAGCGCCGAUAGGUCCUUGGACCGUGCGGUGGUCUCCACCCUGCAGGCUCUGGAGGCCCUGGCUGCAGCCGAGGAGCAGCCCCACCCGCAGUCGGACAGUAGUUCAGGUGUAGCAAUAUCUCGGGCUUCUAGCCCUGAGUCAUCUUCAGAUUCUGGGAAUGAGACAAACUCCUCAGAAAUGACAGAGAACUCGGAGCUUGCUGCAGCCCAGAAACUCUCCGAAAAUUCCAUGCGGUUGUUUGUAGCUACCACUGAGGGCUAUCAGCCACUCCUGGAGGAGAAAACCGAGUUUCCUGUUUCUCCCUGCGAGGGUGAACCCACCCCAAAGGUGACUCGUGAUCCCCCAGGCCACCAGGAGGCAGCAGAGCCACACUCCUCCUCAGCCAUGCCUUCCAAACAGAUCCUCCAUUCGGACGACAUCGAGAUGGAGCCAGACACCAUGGAGACCAAGUCUGUGACCGACUACUUCAGCAAAUUUCAGAUGGGCUCGCUGCUGGGCAUCGGCAGGCGGCAGGCCAGGACCCCCGAACCCAGGGGCGAGGAGCACCACAUGACGGGAAAAUACAACACCUUCAGCUCCAGAGACGCCCAUCAUGCCCACUUCGACCUGGAGCGCACAACGUUCCGCGAGAAGGCCCAAAGGUGGCAGCGGGACCCUCAGGCCCCGGGGCCUUCCAACGGUCACGGUGUCCCGCCUGCCAGGGCGGAGCCGGCCCAGGAACCGGACGGCGAUACCGCGUCUGGGGGCGCGAAGGAAGGAGCUGUCGCACGGGAGGCACCCGUGUCCGAUCAGGCGGUGGCUCGGUUAUGCGAGUACCACCUAGCCAAGCGCAUCUCCACCCUGCAGGGAGAGGGGCACGGCUCCCUGCAGAGCUCCCAGUGCUCCUCCCUGGAUGCCGCCUGCAGUACCCCCAGCAGCACACCCCUGGACUCUCCCCUCUGCGUCACCGACGGCACCCCCAGCCAAAGCCCCCACGGCAAGGACCUCCACCCCAACGCGGACCCCGCCAUCCUCCACAGGAUGCUGCCUAAUGUGCACGGUGCUGCUAGCCCUGAGCCCACCGUUGCUGCUGGCCGAGAGACCGGGCCCCGCAUCCCUAAGAUUAAGGAGACUACAGGUACAGCUAAAAGGAGUAAUCUCUUAACCGAGCGGUAUGUGACACAAGCAUGCAGUAAGAAUAACUCGAAGGAGGGCAGUGAGGCUUACAGGCAGUUGAUAAACUAUUUGACCAUAAGUCAAAUGCAACAGGGUGGGAAACUCCAGCAUUGCGGCCAAGGAGGCAGCUGGAGAAACAAUGACAAGAAAGUCAAUAAGAAGCAUGCCAGUUUGAACCCGCUCCUAGUAGACUUGGUUAGAACUAAAUAUAACACAGUGGCGAGGUACCCCUGCAUGCCGUCCUGUGUGUCACCCCUCGAGACCCCACCCGUUGGCCUGAGAGUCAGUAAAAAUGCCAGAUUAUGCCACUCUGCCACCCUGCCACUUAAGUCCAAGAGGAGUCCUGAUUUGCAUGCUCAGAGACCCGUAAACAGUGUUGACGUAAAUGACAGUAAUGAGAGGAGAAACUCUCUUUCCAGCCUCGAAAGCCAGCUGGGGCCGGGCACUGACCCGGAGCGCUUUCCGUCUCCGUCUUCAUGCGAGCGGAACGCGCCCCCUGGCGAGGCACGCGCCGAUCGGCCCCCUGGCGAGGUGGACCGGCCAAAGGCCAACUGCCGAGUGCAGCAUGUUGUCAGGGAGACGCUUAACGAUUCUGUCUGUUUCUCUACUACCCCUAGUGUAGCUUGCGCAGAGCUGGAGAGGGCGCGAAGAGGAGACGUGCCUCCCGCCUUUUCUCUGCAGGUCAAAGCCAGCGCCGCGCCGCUCGCACCGCCGCCACACGCUAGCGCAGACUCCACCGUGCCAAAGCAGGAGUCUACAGGCCUCCCAAAACACAAGUACGUCCAGGCGCCCUCCCAGAGCUUGAACCACAGCGACCCCAGCGCUGGCAGCCUCCGACGGGCCAGGAGAGAUGGGACCUUGAGGCGGAGCACCAGCAGCGGCGCCACGUUGUCCAACAGCGUGGAAGUGCUGUUUGAAAAAAGCAAGGCCGCGCUGGCCGGCAAAUUUUCCCAGUCGCCCGAGCCCAAGCCACAGAAGAGGCCAGCUGGGAAGAGGCUGGCCAAGAGCUACUCCCAGGGCUCGGUCAGCUCGCUCACCACCUGCUGGUCGGUGAGCGGUGGGGAUGGGAGGAGGGCCUCUGUCAUGCUCCCGGUGCCUAAGGAUGGCAAGCAGCUCAGAGCGCUGCCCAAAGUGGACUCCAGCGCCUGGAGGUGCCACGGGCCCUUCAGCUACUGCUUCCUGAAGAAGAAGAGCACGGUGGAUGAGGAUGAGGAGGACGGAGAAACGCGGCGUUGUGCCUCGGAGUCCCGCCCCCAGCCCCGCGACAGGCCCCGGGAAGAGCCCGAGAGCCCCACCUCCCCCAACGCCGAACCCGCCGGUCGCACCAACCUCAACACCAUGAGCUUCGGGGCCAGGCUGGCCCGCAUCGAGGCCCUGAGGGACAGGGCGUACUCCUUCCCCACCGGCUUCUCGGCCGCGCAGCGGGACGCCAGCGAGCUCAUCGCCCUCGUGCGCUCCAGCCUGGGGAUGAGCGAGGCGCCGGCCGAGGACGGCGAGGACGCCGAAACGCGGUACAAGCAGCUCCUCUCGGCGGAGUCCAAAGAACUGGGUGCAGCCUGCAGGAAGAUGGCGCUGGCGCAUCAGAGCUGCGAGGAGAUGCUGCUGGCGCUCACCUGCAGCUUCCAGGUGCUGUGCUGCCUGAUCGAGGCCUGCAUGCGCCUGGUGCGCUGCAUGGGCGCCGAGAGCCAGCAGCGGGAGGUCGUGGCCAAGGUAGACGAGGUGGUCAUGAACUACAUGUGCCUGCUGAAGGCCGCCGAGGCUGCCCUGGGCGGCGCCCCCAACGACCUCAGUGUCAAAGCCCUGGCACGGCACUCCACCAGCAUGUCCGCUAUCGUAAACGCGCUGACGCGCUCGCUCAAAACGCUCCUCAACAAGUAAACGCUGUCCUCUCUCCACAAAGCAAAGCCAUACAGUA